GUGACCAAGUCCCUUUCUUUCACAAUCGUGCUCAGAACUGUUUUUGCUAAAAAAGCCUACAACUUUAUUCUUAUCCUCCCAGUUCAUCUCUCCUCUAAAUUUGUUUGUUUUCUCAUUCUGCACCCAAAACCCAAAUCCCAAAUCCUUCUUCUUCUCCGUUCCAUACAUGGAAUGGAAGCCAUGCCACAACCUCUACAACCUCCACAACAAGCAGCAGCAGCAGGGACCCGGUUCACUCUGCUGAAGCAGUCGUCGCUCGCACCGGACCGGGAGGACUCGGUGACGCUGGAGCCGGUUGAUCCGCCGGUGAGGCUGAUGUACAUGGCCAACGAGGGCGACUUGGACGCCAUUGAAGAGCUCUUGGACUCCGGAACCAAUGUCAAUUUCAGAGACAUUGAUGACCGCACCGCUCUCCACAUCGCCGCCUGCCAGGGCCGAACCGACGUCGUUCAGUUGUUGCUCAACAGAGGCGCCGAGGUCGACCCACAAGACCGCUGGGGCAGCACUCCUCUUGCAGAUGCAAUGUAUUACAAGAACGAUGAUGUGAUCAAACUUUUAGAGGAGCAUGGCGCUAAACCUCCGAUGGCUCCCAUGCAUGUCCAAAACGCACGUGAAGUCCCAGAAUAUGAGAUUGAUCCUACUGAGCUUGAUUUCUCCAACAGUGUUGAUAUAACUAAGGGAACCUAUCGCAUUGCAUCUUGGCGUGGAAUUCAAGUUGCAGUUAAAACGCUCGGGGAGAAAGUAUUCUCUGAUGAAGAUAAAGUAAAUGCAUUCAGGGAUGAGCUUGCUUUACUUCAGAAGAUACGACAUCCAAAUGUUGUCCAAUUUUUGGGUGCUGUAACACAAAGCAGUCCAAUGAUGAUUGUCACAGAAUAUCUACCCAAGGGAGAUUUUCAUGCAUAUCUUAAAAGGAAAGGUGCAUUAAAGCCUACAACAGCAGUAAAGUUUUCACUUGAUAUUGCUAGGGGGAUGAAUUAUCUUCAUGAGCAUAAACCUGAAGCAAUAAUUCAUCGAGAUCUUGAGCCCUCAAACAUAUUGCGGGAUGAUUCUGGGCAUCUGAAAGUUGCAGACUUUGGGUUGAGCAAGCUACUGAAAGUUGCAAAUACAGUUAAAGAGGACAGACCUGUGACUAGUCAAGACACUUCUUGGAGAUAUGUGGCUCCUGAGGUUUACAGAAAUGAAGAAUAUGAUACAAAAGUGGAUGUUUUUUCAUUUGCUUUGAUCUUGCAAGAGAUGAUUGAAGGUUGUCUACCAUUUUCUACAAAGCCAGAAAAGGAAGUUCCUAAGGCAUAUGUUGCAAAUGAGCGCCCACCAUUUAGAGCUCCACCAAAGUAUUAUGCACUUGGAUUGAAGGAGUUAAUUGAGGAAUGUUGGAGUCAGGAUCCGAUCAAGAGACCAACAUUCAGGCAAAUAAUUAAGAGGUUGGAUGACAUUAAUACCCAGUUUGCUAGAAAAAGACGCUGGAAGGUUAUGCCACUUAAAUGUCUCCAGAAUCUCGAGGCCAUGUUGAAGAAGGAUCGUACAUGCCCAAGCAGCCGUUCAUCUACCCAGUCUACAGUGAGAUGAGUAACUAUUGCCUCAUGUCAUGCAGGACUAAAAGCUCUUUUUCUCCUCCAACUGAGGAAGCUUUUUCUAGCACAGUUUCUGAGAUAGUUAUACCUUUUUGCCAGCAUGCCAAGUUUGCCUCUUAGUUGGGCCAACAGAUGCUGUGUAAUACAAUGGGUAAUGCUAUUCUCACAUGAAGAAUUUGUAGAGUUUCUUCCGACUGGAGCAUUUAUUUCUUCUUUUUUUAAACAAUA
Molecule: messenger RNA, 1799 nt
Organism: Prunus dulcis (almond)
Lineage: Eukaryota; Viridiplantae; Streptophyta; Magnoliopsida; Rosales; Rosaceae
Product: integrin-linked protein kinase 1
Exons: 12
Coding region: 172-1566 (464 amino acids)
Biological process (GO): protein phosphorylation
Molecular function (GO): protein kinase activity; ATP binding; protein binding
Source: RefSeq, a predicted model, not a curated record